CAAUUUCUCUUCCCACCAUUUGGCUCGUAAUGGACUUUUGAUGUAGGUUGGUCUUGAAAUGCUUCUCAUGUAAACUAUGAUGACCUAAGGAAAGCUUACAUAAUUUUAUUUUUUGAUGUAUAGUUUAUGGGGGAAUAUAUUAUUGAAAAGAAGUUGAUUGAAAGGAUCACUUGAAGUUUAUUUGUAUUUCUUUGGUCGUUUAUUAUCAAUUUAGUGUGGGUCUCCCCCCGCCUCCUACUACGUCACUGGUAGCGGCCAUUGUGCUUGAAGAAGGCAAACUGGUGAGGAGGAAAUAUUACAAAUAUUACCAUUGAUUUAGCUGAUUACAGACUGCAGGAUCUCUAUAAAUCCAAACUUAUAAAGAGUUUGUGAUGGCUUCGCGAACCCAGAGAAAUGCUGGCCUUGUACAACGUAAGAAUAUCAAUUCUUCUGAAUUCUGUGAUCCGGACACACAACAACAGCAGCAAAUUGAGAAUCGUCAAAUCGACGUCGAGGACGAAUUGGAUCAUGACUCCAAAGAAACUCGAUUAACUCUCAUGGAAGAGGUCUUAUUGCUUGGUUUAAAGGAUAGAGAGGGCUAUACCUCAUUUUGGAAUGAUUGCAUAUCAUCUGGUCUUCGUGGUUGCAUUCUAAUUGAACUUGGACUUCGGGGACGUAUAGAGCUUGAAAAAGCUGGCAUGAGAAGACGUAGUUUACUGACUCGUAAAAUUAUCUGCAAGUCUGACACACCAACUGGAGAUGUCUUGCUAGACGAAGCAUUAAAACACAUUAAAGAAACAGAACCCUCUGAAUCUAUUCAGACAUGGAUUGAGUAUUUAAGUGGUGAAACUUGGAAUCCAUUGAAAUUAAGGUACCAAUUGCGUAAUGUACGAGAACGGCUGGCAAAAAAUUUGGUUGAAAAGGGUGUGUGCACUACAGAAAAACAGAACUUCUUGCUUUUUGAUAUGACUACUCACCCACUGACAGACACUGGUGUUAAACAGAAGGUAAUCAAGCGAGUUCAGGAUGCUGUAUUAAGCCGAUGGACAAACAAUCCUCAGAGGAUGGACAAACGUCUUCUGGCUCUGAUAUACCUUGCUCAUGCGUCUGAUGUGUUGGAAAAUGCCUUUGCACCACUGUCCGAUGAUGACUAUGAAGUGGCCAUGAAACGUGUACGGGAAUUGUUGGACCUAGAAUUUGAUGUGGAAAGCAUGAAAGAAGGAUCAAAUGAAAUGAUGUGGGCAGUUAUAGCUGCUUUCAGUAAAUGAAGUGUUAAACAGGGAAGCAACAACAACAACAACCAGCUGACAACAACAACAACAACAUUACAUCACAGUGACUUCUGUACUCUUGAGUACACUCCAGAUGAUACUGUCCUAACUAUCUGUAACCAUUAAAAAAGAAAAAAAUAAUUAUGAGGAAUACAAGCAAACACUCAACGAACUCCAGUCCAUUUAAAAAGGGAGCAAGGUGGUGUUUGUUUAUUCACCAUUUCUUUUGUUUUGUUUGCCCUUAGUUUACCUUUUUCUCUGUACAUAACCAAAAACUGGGAGUAACUCAUAUAUCUGAGAGGGACAUUAAACUAGCAGGUUACAACUGUUAAUAAUAUGAACAACAAUAUUAAUGAUAAUUAAUAAUAAUUAUUAUUAUCUUAAUGAAAACAAUGAUGCUCUGUAUGAACUUUUCUAUUCAUGAACUGUUGCCACAUUUUAAGAACCACUUGAUACCCACCCCCACCCCAG
Octopus bimaculoides (California two-spot octopus) is the source of this 1721-nucleotide messenger RNA. RefSeq names its product Golgi phosphoprotein 3 homolog sauron. Gene Ontology annotation, biological process: Golgi organization; Golgi vesicle budding; Golgi to plasma membrane protein transport. The record is from RefSeq and is a predicted model, not a curated record. Gene Ontology annotation, molecular function: phosphatidylinositol-4-phosphate binding. Gene Ontology annotation, cellular component: Golgi cisterna; cytosol; trans-Golgi network. Lineage: Eukaryota; Metazoa; Mollusca; Cephalopoda; Octopoda; Octopodidae.